AUGGCCACUCACCUUGCCGCUGUCUCACUCGCAAAAGGCGAGCCCUUCGAGGUCCAAACCCGCCCCACGCCAAAACCAGGGCCAGACGAGCUCCUCAUCGAGGUCAAAUCUGUAGCCCUCAACCCGGCAGACGCCCACAUGCGUGAUCAAGGCCUCUUCAUUGCCACUUACCCCACGGUCAUCGGCUUCGACAUCUCGGGAUUAGUUCUUGAUGUUGGCGACAAUGUCCCCGUCAGUGCCAUCGAAGAAAGCCCAGGCCCUUUUUUCCAACCAGGGAUCACCCGUGUCGUCGCCUAUGCCGCCUCCUUUUGGAAGGGUUGCGACCCUGACUACGGCGCCUUUCAGGAGCGGUGCCUCGUUCCCUGGCAGCACGCCGUCCCUCUUCCGGAUGAGGUUAUAUCCUGGAACGAAGCGGCAACCUUGCCCGUCGCCGUUGAGGUACCCCUUAACGCGUGGGAUAUUAUGGGAAUUCCACGGGUAGGAGAAGCCACUGCUUCUUCUUCCAUCUCCGCUGCCCCAAUCGGCGCUGAUACCAGCGAAAGAACUCAGAAAAGCGAGAAACAAAAGAGAGGCGCCCUGUUAAUCUGGGGCGCUUCCUCUAGCGUGGGCACAAUGGGUGUGCAAAGCGCCCGGCUGCUGCGGGAAGAUCGCGACUCUUCUUUCGCUGCUGUGUACGCCACAGCCGGUGCAGCGAAUCAGAAGUACGUAGGAUCCCUAGGCGCGGAUCGUGUCUUCGAUUACAACGACCCGCAGGUUGUGGAUGCAAUUGUUUCGGCGGCUAGAGAGGACGGUCUAGUGAUUAGACACUGCUUUCUUGCGACAGGGCAGCUGGCGCGUUGCCAGGCCGUGCUUCAGGCUUUCUUCGGUGAUGAUCAAGGGGGAGAGAACCAGAAGGCGAAGAUCGGAUCGGCGCCGCUUAUUCCUCCAGAUGCGGAGGAGGUGAGUGGAGUGGAAACCAUCUUUGUGAUGCCGUUGAUAGACAAAGGGGAGAGGUUGGAUCAGUUCCAAUAUUGGUUGGGGACAUGGCUGAAGGAGAACCUGGCCAACGGGAGCAUCAGGCCGAGCCCGGAGCCGAGGGUCGUAGGAAAGGGGUUGGGGGCUAUCAAUGCCGGGUUGGAUCUGCUGCGCCGUGGAGAGCUUGAUAUUGAAUACAACCAUACAACAGCAUGCGAAUAUAUCAAGGAGGCCGCCGUCCAAGGCGCUGAGCUAGCUGUUCUUCCAGAAUACCAUCUCAGCGGCAUGGUCCCCACAGACCCCCUUUGGGCAGUCCAAGCCGGCGAAUCUGCCCAGUACCUAGCAAAGUACCAAAGCCUGGCCAAGGAACUGCAAAUCUGCAUCGUACCGGGUACAAUCAUUGAAAAGCAGACAGGGUCUGAUCAAUCAACCCUGUUCUACAACACAGCUUACUUCAUCUCAAAUGAUGGCACUGUGCUCGGUUCCUACCGCAAAAAGAACAUAUGGCACCCGGAACGACCUCACCUCACCUCCUCAGGCCUAGAGCCCCAUGUGGCCAUCGAUACUCCGAUCGGGCGCGUGGGGAUGCUGAUCUGCUGGGAUCUGGCAUUCCCCGAGGCAUUCCGGGAACUGAUUGUCGACGGGGCGCAGAUUGUGAUUGUGCCUACAUACUGGACCCCUCACGAUGCCUCCCCCAAAGCCCGCGCGUAUAACCCAGAUUCCGAAGCCCUGUUCCUUGAGUCGACCAUCACAUCCCGUUGCUUUGAGAAUACCUGUGGUGUUGUCUUCGCCAAUGCUGCUGGGCCGUCGGAGGAUUUCUUGGGCUUGUCACAGAUUACACUUCCUCUUGUUGGGCCAAUUGCUAAGAUGGGGACUGAAGAGGGAUUCAUUGUUGCCGAUGUGGAUAUGGGGGUCAUUGAGGCUGCUGAAAGGAAUUACAAGGUGCGAGAGGACCUGAAGAAGGAGGAUUGGCACUAUGUUUAUCGUCAUACUGGGCUAAAGUAG
This is a messenger RNA of Penicillium expansum, 1959 nucleotides long. Its product is annotated as Polyketide synthase, enoylreductase. The transcript has 4 exons. Gene Ontology annotation, molecular function: hydrolase activity, acting on carbon-nitrogen (but not peptide) bonds, in linear amides; oxidoreductase activity, acting on NAD(P)H. NCBI's taxonomy places the organism in Eukaryota, Fungi, Ascomycota, Eurotiomycetes, Eurotiales, Aspergillaceae. The record is from RefSeq and is a predicted model, not a curated record. Bases 1 to 1959 code for a protein of 652 amino acids.